AUGCAUCGAAAGAAGAUCCUUAUCGACACCGGAUCCUCGCAGUCGUUUAUCGAUAAAUACACAUUAUCAACAAUGGACACACCGAAUUCAGAAUCAACGCAACGGCAAGUAUUUCAAGCGGCAAAUAACACGACCAUGGAGAGUUCCGAGUACAUCGAACUACAGCUGAUUAUUGAACAUAUGAUUACGAAUGUGAAAUGUUGGAUCCUUAACGACAUGUGCACGGGUAUUAUUGUAGGAACCGACUGGAUGACAACAUAUGCUGCAUCCCCCAGUUAUGCAACACGAUCUGUUGCCAUUACCCUCAACGGCAAACAAUACAGCACGCCAAUGCUGAGAAGAUUACGACAGCAAGAAUAUCAAGCUCGAACAUGUAACCGCAUCGUACUGAAGCCAAAUGAGGAGCGUGCAAUUCGAAUUUACACUCAUCGCCGAACGUUCUCGGCUGACACAGCCAUGUUCAUGCCAUCAAUAAAACUACGAUAUGAAACAUCCCAACUAUUGCCAUAUGCGCUUUUGGCUGUGUGCCAUGGGAAAACAUUCAUUACGAUUUACAACACCUCAAACAAGAACUACGUGAUCAACCGAAACACGACUGUCGGCACGCUCACCGAAGUAUUACCAUCCAAAACAUGUUUCGCUAUGACUUCAUCUGUCCAACCACAACAGCACCAAAACUUGAACAUAUCCCAGCCAAUGACAAGCGAGGUUCAAGCAAUAACUGAGACAUCCAUUGAACAUUUAAGUGACGAACGAAAACGAACCAGUCGUCCCAUUUUGCAGAAAUAUUGUGGACUAUUUGAUCUAUCCAAAACACGGAUUGCGAAAACACAUAUUCACCAUCCAAUCCAAACUGGUAACCAUCAAGCAGUCAUGUCACGUCCAUAUCCGACCUCAUUGACAAAACAACAACUGAUCCACACUCAAAUUCAGACAUUGUACAAAUCCGGUCUUAUUCGUUCGUCUACAUCAGCAUGGGCGUCACCGGUGGUUCUCGUCACCAAAAAGGAUGGUAAACCACGCUUUUGCGUUGAUUAUCGGAAAAUAAACCAGUUAACCACACGUGACGCAUUUCCACUACCAAACAUGGAAGAAACAAUUAAUCGGUUGGGUGGUGCAGCAUUUUUCACGAAACUCGACUUAAAAUCUGGCUAUUUUCAGAUACCGAUUCGAGAAGAAGAUAAAGCCAAAACCGCUUUCAUUACACAGAAUGUGCUCCCACAGGGUCUAUCCAACAACCGACAUUUUUUCUAUUUUCAGAUACCGAUUCGAGAAGAAGAUAAAGCCAAAACCGCUUUCAUUACACAGAAUGUGCUCCCACAGGGCCUAUCCAACAACCGACAACGUUGGCUAUUUGCUACAACGGGCUUACCGAACCUGUCAACAUGA
Molecule: messenger RNA, 1389 nt
Organism: Didymodactylos carnosus
Lineage: Eukaryota; Metazoa; Rotifera; Eurotatoria; Philodinida; Philodinidae
Source: the annotation of a GenBank genome assembly